CGCCCCGCCCGCGCAGUCAGGCUCUUUCCCGUCGCGGGCGCUUGGUGUCGUUGAAUGCGGUCGCGCCGUCUCCGCCCGGGAGGCGCUGUCGGGUCGGCGGAGUAGGCGGCCAUGGGGAGCCUGCGCGGCCUGCGCCAGGUGGCGGGAAGUUAUUUUAGGUUAUAUGAAAGAGGUGCUUCUUCAUCCCUAAGACUUACAAGAAACUCUGCUUUGAAGAGAAUAAAUGGAUAUUGUGCCAAACCACAAGAAAGUCCAAAAGCUCCACCCUACACUUACAGCCACAGAGUGCCAUUACACAAACCUACACAUUGGGAGAAGAAGAUCCUGCUGUGGUCAGGUCGCUUCAAAAAGGAAGAUGAAAUCCCAGAGACUAUCUCGUUUGAGAUGCUUGAUGCUGCAAAGAACAAGAUCCGGGUGAAGGUUAGCUAUGCAAUGAUUGUCCUGACAGUGGUAGGAUGCAUCUGGAUGGUUAUUGAGGGAAAGAAGGCUGCCAAAAGAAACGAGUCCUUAACAAGCCUGAACUUAGAAAAAAAAGCUCGCCUGAGAGAGGAAGCAGCUGUGAAGGCCAAGACAGAGUAGCAGUGGUAUCCAUGCUGGCUGGAUUUUGAAAUUGCAGGAAUAAUGUUGCAGCAUUAGCCUGUAUUAAAAGAAUAUGGUGUGAGGAUUCAUUUCAUGAAUCCAAAGUGUGGUUUGCACAGACUUAUAAUUUCCCUAUUUCUGCUAUAAUGGUACAAAUAAAUUUCCUUUAAGAAAUGUCAAAAAGAAAAAAAAAGAAAUGA
Molecule: messenger RNA, 779 nt
Organism: Nyctereutes procyonoides (raccoon dog)
Lineage: Eukaryota; Metazoa; Chordata; Mammalia; Carnivora; Canidae
Gene: FAM162A
Product: family with sequence similarity 162 member A
Exons: 5
Coding region: 112-579 (155 amino acids)
Biological process (GO): positive regulation of release of cytochrome c from mitochondria; cellular response to hypoxia; neuron apoptotic process
Cellular component (GO): mitochondrion
Source: RefSeq, a predicted model, not a curated record